AUAUAAUAUUUGUUUACAUUAGCAUGAGAUGUGUAAACAAAUUAUAUCUGCCUAUACAUGAUAGAAUAAUGAUAAACAGUUGGCCAUCAGGGCACAACUCCAACAGUAGUACCCCAACAAGAUAAUGCGCUGGGAAAGCGUACGGGACAUUUGAUGCGCCGCGCAUACGCCUUUGUAGACUUCCGCUAUGACUCGCUCAGCUUCCCGGUUGGUCAGGCAUCUCAGGAGUGGCCCACCAAAUGCCCUUUUAUACAGCUUUCCAUCAAGAAUUUGGAAUCGGGCGCCCUGAGCUUUACUUUUCUUGCCCGGUCAUCUUGUUCUGGCAAGCUCCCAUCCAUCAAAUAUACCAUCAGAUCAUACAUCCAAUGGUCGUCUGCCCCGACCAG
This is a messenger RNA of Cuscuta campestris, 386 nucleotides long. The record is from the annotation of a GenBank genome assembly. Lineage: Eukaryota; Viridiplantae; Streptophyta; Magnoliopsida; Solanales; Convolvulaceae.